Molecule: messenger RNA, 2392 nt
Organism: Dimorphilus gyrociliatus
Lineage: Eukaryota; Metazoa; Annelida; Polychaeta; Dinophilidae
Source: the annotation of a GenBank genome assembly
AAUGAAACGUUUUACAGAGGUUUCGAGUGGAAAGUAUGACGAAGCCAGAAAAAAUGAUUUCACGCCAAAAUUUACAACUGUGAGCGUUAAUGGCAAAGAAGUACAAAAUGGAGGAGGGAAAAUUUUCUUUUUAAAGAAAGGCGACAAUGUUGAAUUGACUUGUAAGUGUGGCGAAAAAGACCAAUAUGGGCAGUUGGGUUUCUCGAUUAAUCAAAAGAUAAGCAAUACUGAUAAUUAUACAACGGACAUUGCUUUGGACGAGAGUCUCAUUGUUGACUUAAAAAGAACGUAUUCAUACGAUUAUACAUCUACCGCAUCUGAUAACAUCUUGAAAUUAACUAUUCCUCUGAUGGAAUAUGAAGAUAGUGGAAAUUAUAUAUGUCGAAACCGACUGACAACAGUUAGUGGCCAUAUUGAUGACGUGAUAAAAUUGGCAGUAUUAAAUAAUGAAGAGUCCCUUCGUUUCAUUGCAAAUGGACAAGAACUAUCUAAUACUCUGGAAAUAUCGGAAAAAAAUCUCAAUUCAAAUGUCAAUUUUACGUGCGGAACGAUUAGCUUCCCAAAACCGAGUAUAACUAUUUAUCAAACGGUCAAAGGAAAUAAGAAAGCUCUACCAAACUUGAAAGUAGCUAUAGAUAAUGAGAUUGUAAAAUCCAACAAAAACAAAUAUUAUUCAUCGAUUUUCGACACGGCCGUUUAUGUAAUUCAUAAAUUAUCGGCUGACGAUUACGAUACAGAAUUUGGGUGUGAAUCGGUAAAUGCUGGUCCCGAUACUAAAAAAUAUAAAAAUAUCAGGAUAGAAUUACCAGAUGGCGAACCGAUUAUCAUUUUUGAAAAUAUGGAAAACGAUGUUAAAACCGUUACAAUAUCUAAGGAAAAUACUCAAUAUAUCGCCGUAUUUCAUGUUUUAUCAAAAACGUCCGUAAGCGGACAUAUCAUGCUUAAAUCAAAGGAUAGUCGACAAGAUAGCUUUAAUGUCACAAUUGUGAGAAAGUUGGAAGGAAACAAAUUUGAAUUAACUAUACGAAUACCAAGCUUGCAGGAGUGGCAUUUAGUAGCGGAUGGUAUGCUACAUGUUACAAAUGAUAGAGGUACAACAACAGAGAAAAUACAAUUGGAUCGUAGAUCGCUUCAACUAUCAUUGCAAUUGAAAACGAACAUAGACAAGGAGGAACAGCAUUUUUUGGAUUUGAAAAGUUCUAAUUUAUCAUUAAUCGAAAUUAUAUGCGAAGCACAAAUAUCCGACGAAGAUAAAAAGUCAUUAAAGAAUUUUGUGAUAGCUAAAAAAUGCCUUCCAGCUGGUAAGGAUGGUAAAUGCAUUUUAGAUAAAACAGAGGAUAUUUCUGCCGGCGAAGUGUUUGUCGCUAUGCAAGGCAACACUUAUAAUACGCCGGCGAGAUAUUCGCUUAUAGGCGAUGAGGACAACACGGACAAUACUUUACGAGAGGUUUUGGUUAUCGAUAAGCCUCAACCAGAAGAUGGAGGCACAUACCAAUGUAAAAUACCUCGUGUAGUGAAUCCUUUAACUGCUAGUGCAACUAUACCAAUCUAUUACCCUAAAGAAACAUUUUCAAUGAAAGUAAGACCCGGAACUAGCUCUGACAAGAUGUAUCUUUAUGAAUCAUACAAUGAAGAAGAGAGUCUAAUUGCAGACGAAAAUGAUAAAUUUAUAAUUGAUUGCUCAAUAACUAAAACAUUUCCGCUUCAUGAGAUCGAUGUUCUUAUUGACGAUAAACCAAUGUCUGAGGCACAAAUGGGAAAAACAAAAUAUAAAACAUUUCGCACAUUGAAAGACGGCGUUCACGUGUCGCUUUAUAGUAGCAGUAGAGAGGUGACAAUACCUUUUAAAUACGAAUAUGAUGGAAAGUCAAUAAAGUGCGCAGCCUACGUAAAAGGGGCUAGAGAACAAAGCUUAAUAACAGUGGGUGUUAAAGUUGGAAUUCAAAGCUAUAAACCGAAAUUCAUCUGCGACUCUGUCCAAUAUGCCGAAAGUAACACUAAAAAUUGGAAACUAAAAUGUCAAGUGAUCUCAAAGCCUUCAAUUAGAGAAGAAACAGCCAAAUUUGCUUAUACUUACGAUAUAACAAGGGGAAAAGCGAAUUUUAGUCUGGGACGAAUCGAUAACUUUGCUGGUCAUUAUAUAGCAGAACUAAAGCAGAUUGAGAAUAAUUUAUAUGAAAUGAUAUUAAGAAUAACGCGAGUAACGAGGAGAGCCUAUACUGAUUAUUAUUUUGAAAUUGCUAAUCAGAGAGGAAAAACAGUUAAACAUAUUGUACUUAAGAAAACGAAAGUUUCUAAAAGAGUUCUAAUGAAUGACAAUGGGUCUACAAGAUCAAAUUACAGUUUUAAGUGUAUCCUAUUUCUAGUCACUAUGCUGUUUGCUAUGCAGUAG